UGACCGCCAGCAUGAGGCCCCUGCUGCUGCUUCUUCUUCUUCUUCUUCCACUGCUCGCCGUGCCGGCCCGCGCCGAGCACUUCCUCCCUCUGGACUGUGGCGCCAUCCACGGGCGCAACGCCAGCGGCCCCAGCGGCGUGUACGCCAUCUACCCGGCGGGGCCCUUGUCCCCGCUGCGCGUCUACUGCGACAUGGAGAGCGGCGGCGGGGGCUGGACGGUCUUCCAGCGCCGGCUCGACGGCUCGGUCAAUUUCUUCCGGCCGUGGGACGCCUACCGGGCCGGGUUCGGCAGCGCCGACGGCGAAUUCUGGCUGGGCCUGGAAAACGUGCUGCUGCUGACCAUGCGGACGCAGAACGAGCUGCGCGUCGACAUGGAGGACUGGGCGGGGAACCGGGCGCACGCCCACUACGCCACCUUCUCGCUCGAGGCCGAGGCGGCCGGCUACGAGCUCACCCUGGGGCAAUUUAUGGACGGGGAAGCGGGGGAUGCUAUGAAGAGCCAUAAUGGCAUGAAGUUCACAACCUUUGACAAGGACCAGGACCUCUGGGAGAAGAACUGUGCAGCCAACUUCAUGGGUGCAUUCUGGUACAACAGCUGCCACACAGCAAACCCUAAUGGUUUAUAUAUACCAAAAUCCGAUUCACCACAUGGAUCAGUGUACAACAGCUGGAAAACCUGGAAAGGGAAUGGGUACUCUUUGAAAAGCAUCUCCAUGAAGAUGAGACCCGUAUCUCACUGUUCUCACUCAACUGACAGAAAGGUUUAGCCUGGGUGCAGCCGAACUUUAGCCCAAAGGUUGGCCUGUAUCAUACUGUACCUGUUGAUUUACAGCAUAAUUGUUCAGACAUGGUUGGUGAAACUUUUUUAAGUAUCAAAAUAAAUGUGUUGUGUGUGUGUAAA
Molecule: messenger RNA, 901 nt
Organism: Sardina pilchardus (European sardine)
Lineage: Eukaryota; Metazoa; Chordata; Actinopteri; Clupeiformes; Clupeidae
Product: microfibril-associated glycoprotein 4-like
Exons: 1
Coding region: 12-767 (251 amino acids)
Biological process (GO): elastic fiber assembly
Source: RefSeq, a predicted model, not a curated record